Molecule: messenger RNA, 10213 nt
Organism: Sphaeroforma arctica JP610
Lineage: Eukaryota; Ichthyosporea; Ichthyophonida
Exons: 17
Coding region: 1-10086 (3361 amino acids)
Source: RefSeq, a predicted model, not a curated record
AUGGACUCUGAACAUAUGUUCAUCCGUAUUUCGACGUUUCUGUAUACAGCAAGAACACAAAGAAGCACCGGCUUGCAACUCCUGGGGCGCGUGAGUAAAGCGCCGCAGCCACUCAACUUGCCGUCUUUACGGAAGGAGAAUGAUGGACUUGACCCUACAACACAGAUCGUUCCCGCUGGUGGAACAGGAUGGGGGGCCAAGAAUCCGGAUGUAGCUGAGCCGAUAACCGAGACUGUGCAUGUGCCACAGCCAAGCAGCGCUAAGGAACCAAAACUCUCAGACUCUGCACCGAAAUCUUUGGACGAAAUACAGCGCGAACAAUCCCGUGAGAAGGUCGGACGUCCGCGUCAAAGCCAUCCUCUGCCGUCCGCGCGAAAUGAUUGGAGGAUGCUGUCCGUUGGCGCGCGCUCACAAGAUCCCCUGGAAAGUGCGUCUACAGGAGGCGAUACACGGGGCUCUGCUUUCGGUGGCGCAAAGCAGUACGGCUCCAAGCCGACAGGGCCUUAUGGAGGUAUGGGCUCUGGGAUGAUGAGUGGCAGACGACCAGACUUCCCGGCGUUGGGUGAGCCGGAAAGUGACGCAUUCUUGCAAUCACGAGACGGUGUGGGUAGGAGUGCAAGUGCUAGUGGCCAGUAUUACUCGCAACCGCAACAAGCGGGAGGAAGGACUGCCAGUCAAUCGCUUUUACGGCGUCACGCAGGAGAUUCCAAUGGCAACAUGAACUACACCCAAAGAGACAGGGAAUGGGACCGGUACUCGCCCCAGACGCAAGGUGUACGACGGGGAACAAGCCCAUACAAUACCCACUCACAACCGCACUCACGCCCUCCAUCGUCCAACUCUGUGGCCAAUAUCUCGUCGCUUGCACACACGGCGAAUGAAGAGUUGCUUAGAGAGAUUGAGCAAGACUUGCAGGAGGACAAGAAGGAACAAAGUACCUGGGCCGUGGACGGAGAGAUGGACUUUGCGGAUCAAGAUCUGCUGAAGAAUCUGCUGCAUAUCAGAGGGGCCACAGAUGUGAGCGAGCGAACGGAGACCACCGAGAGUGCUGGCGACAAAGCCGAUGACACUACAGAAGAAGAACAUCAACCCGCUUUUACCGCGCCUGAUGUACUGGACAGGGACGUAGAGGGCAGUGAGUCACCCGACGAGCCGACACCGGCAAACGAUAACAAGGAGAGUCCCAGCACAGACAGGAAAGACGACGCUGAGAGCAAGCCUGUCAUGCCCGCACUUCUGAAGAGAUGUACACCUGCGCCAUCUUCACUGACUAAGAUGGAGGUGCUGGGGCGACCUGCACAGGUGAAUGAUAGUGCGGAGGACAGCGCGGCUGCGGGUGAAGCGCCUGUGAGCCAAUCCGAGCCGCUGGAGAGGUUGCCGUUCGUCAGUAGAGCCGCUGUAGGUGGUGGGGGCAUCGUGACUGGUGGGAACGCAGUGUUGGGCAAUUUGGGCGCCCCAGUACAUGCGCCUGUGGUGCAGCAAGCGCCUGCGCCAAAGCCCGCGCCUGUACCCGCAUGGAGUAAGAAAACGACUAUCCAGCCGAUUAGUUUGAAACAGCUAGAAGAGGAGGCCAGGGCAGAGGCUGCCCGCAGAAACACCAUGGUGGGAUACAAUCACAUGCACAGCCAGAGGAAUGCCGACGUCCGUUUGACUGAGAACCGUAAUGCCGACAUCCGAAAACACGCCCCUCCCGCCGGCUGGGCGCCCGUUGUACUGCCGUCUGAGCGUGCCGCUGCUGCUGCCGAAGAGAAACGCCAGGCCGCCCAGGCUGCGAAGGCUGAGAAGGCUGCGGAGGCUGAGAAGGCUGCGGAGGCUGUGGAGGCUGCGAAGGCUGUGGAGGCUGCGAAGGCUGUGGAGGCUGCGAAGGCUGUGGAGGCUGCGAAGGCCGUCCAGGAAGCGAGUGACGCCGCCUCUAAGGCCAAAGACACACUGGCAGUGAGUGCAGCAGAUGAGCCGCGUUCAGUAAGCCCUUCCUCGGCAUCCACUGACGAUCGGGUGCCGUCACCCGCACGACCGCACCUGGACUGGGCCGAGGCUGUGGAGGAAGAGGUGGCGGAGAAGCAAGCCAGAGUGAUCACUGCACAGCAGGAGGCGGAGUAUGCGGCGAACCUUGAGCAGGAGCAAGCAAAGAUCAUGCACGAGUCCAACAUGCGCGCACGCCAGCGCAAACAAGAGAACGAGGCAGCGGCAGAGGCCGCUAGGAAGGCACGCGCCGCCGCAAAGCUACUGGAACUAGAAAAAGCAGCGCAAGCAGAAGAAGAUGCCAAGAACGCCGCCGUUUCAGCCGCAGCGCAAGAUGCACAGAAGCACGACACACGAACACAUGGCAAUGCUUACACACACACGAACACGCACAAACACGCAGAUGGAUCUCAGGCAGCCCCGACACGCACACGCACAUACUCGCAAUCGACUGCAACCAAUGUGACCGUUGGUCCCUCGCGCGAUAUUGAUAGCCUAGGGAGCUGGCGAAAUAGUAUGGUUACUAAGCAACAGGCGUCGGAGGAGUACAAUCACGGGUACACACCCGGGCCUGCGAACAAGGACAUGAAGGUUUCGCGCAUACAUCAGCGACCACAGGAGGGUGCUGGACUUAUCGGAAACGGCCCGGCUGCACAGGGUGAACAGCGUGCGUCCGAGAAUGCGUAUGCGGAGAGGCAGGGAGAGGCACAGGCAUCUCCUGCACACCCACACCCACACGCGAUGGGUCAACGCCAGUCUAUGCCGUUGUAUGGGCGCGGUGCAUAUGCGCCAGGCCCGAAACACCAACAGCACCAGCACCAGCACCAGCAACACCAGCAACAGCAGCAACAGGGACAGUAUGCACCCCAGAACUCGCAGACGUAUGCCGGCCGUAUGUCGCAAGCCCAGGCGCAGACUCAUCAGCGUGCAAGUGCACCCCCGCAACAGUACCACAUCAUGCACAGGCCGACCCCCUCGCCAGAGACGCAGGAGAGAGAGGCAGCGAGGAAUGGGCACGCGGCCUCCCGCCAUAGCAAUAGCGAUAACACGGCAUCACAGGCUCAGGCUCGGAAUGCGGAUGGGGAGGCGAGUAGACCUCCAGUCUUGCUGAGGCACGAGUCAGUGCCCGGUGGAAAGGACGCGGCCAAUGGAGAGGGUUCAGCUGGCAAUGCGGCGGUGGCCACUACCAAGCCCGGACAGUACACGCAGACGGGUAUGUCUAAUCGAGAGGCACAGCGCUUGCAGAAGCAGCAGCAGAGAGAGGCACGCCUACAGGCCCGGCAACAGAAGAAUAUUGAGAUUGAGAAGAAGCUUCUUGCGCAGCAACAAGACCAAUUAGCGCAGCACAAACGACUGCUGACUGCUCAGGCCAAGUUGCAGAGGGCUCUGGAGAAUCUGGAAAGCUAUGUGCGCAAGCCCAUCAUCUUCGUGGACGCGGCUCCUGAAGAGUCGGUUACGGAUCAAGAGAAGCCGCGCCAAGUACUAUUCCGCAUGCCACCGGCAAAGUCGUUCGUUGCCGAUCUACUGUCGAGUGCGGUUAACACGGACGCAGUUGUCGCGCGCGCUGAAACGGGCACGCCUACGCCCGUGGUUGUGCCCGUUGCAAAAACCAAAGCCGUGUCCGCCGCUCCGCCGGUCACUGAUACCGCUGAGAGUAUCGCAGCGCAUGCAAGUGGUUCAGAGAGUGAAGGGGAGGGGGGUAGUGCGCAGGCGCCCGCACACUCGCCAUUGGUGGCAGGAGUUGUUCUGAUUGGUCACGAGGGCCAGACCGGCAUUGACUAUGGCGAUGGCGAGGAUGGCGGUGCCUUCACAGAGGUGGUGUCGAAAUCCAAGCUAAAGAAGGAGAAGAAAGAGGAGAAAGAGAACACAAUCAAGAAACGGGACUCACAGAACGUUGUAUCUCGCAGCAACUCUCUCUCCACCGGUCACGCUAACAACGAACCCAGCCGAAUCGCCAAUGCCUCUCAUACUAUCCAGGCACAUGCCAGACGGAGUGGCAGGGAUAGCCCUGCCUCCUUGUUGCCAACUGUAUUGGCCCCAACGACAUCAUCUGCGGCGUCUGCGCCGCUGCAGUUCACAGUGCGCCUCCGAAUGCCGGGCAUGAAGCACGCGGUCACAAACAGACAGCCCGUGGACAAAGCGGGGCCGAAUGCGGGACGGGUGUCCACCCCAACGCCCACGGAAUCGCAUGAGAGCCUCGACAAGAGGCCCAGUAAGGGUGGCAGUGAGAGGCAGUACAUCACAAAACAACACAACAGCGGCGCGCAUACACAGGUGGCCGCGGCAAGCUCCAGCUCGCCUGUGAACUCGCCACCCACACGCAGGUCGGUACAUACAUCGGUGGCUACGGGGAAUGCGCGACAGCAGCAACAGACACACGCCCAACAGGCUCAGGCCCAAGCCCAGGCGCACGCCCAGGCCUAUGCACAGCAGGCUCAAUCGCUGUCACAGCCACGGCCGAACUCCAGCAACAGUGCCACACCGAGGCAACCGCCUAUCAAUGCGAACGCUUGGGCACAACCCCUGCGGCUGCUGACGCCCUCGCCCACGCCCACGAGUGUGUCUGCUACGCCCAAUCGUGGAAUAAAUGUGAGCGGUGCUGCGACUGAUGUGGGGUCUGCUGCCGGUGACAAAGGCGUCAGUGCAGUGACCGAUGCUGACAAGCUCGUGCAAUCGCAGGCACGGGCUGGCACGCAUUCGCAGCCACAGGUGACUGCGCAUGGCCCCCCCGUGCAGACGUCUGGAGCGCGCAUGUCGAGGAAGGAGAGCAAGACACUGGCUGCGCUGGAAGCACGGGCUGGCAAGCCUACCACCCAAGAACCCACAAGAGACACCCACCGUUCACCCCCAGCAACACAUCAGCAGCAGCAACACAGAGACAAUCACGCGGCAAUGCUCAGUGGCAGCUCGAGAAUCUACGCCAACCUUAGCGACAGCCAACACUCGCACAGAAACACGCCAACAGCCGCUGAUACUCAGCAGGUCCGUCUCGACGCUGACGGCGCGGGCAAGCACCACAACAGCGUACCUACAACGCCGCGCUCAAGUACGCGUACACCCCGCGCGCAACAACAGCGAAGUGGUGACUCGACGAAUAUAAUGCUCUCUAGCCAUGGCGUGGCGACCUCCACUAUGAUGGCCGCUAAGGCCGCGUGGGAGCGGGCGGAUCUGUCAGAGUCUCGUUUUAUGGGAGGUUUCAAUAGCGGGAUCGGCAUGGGUAUUGGGAGCAUCGGCAUAAGCCCAAGCCACAGCAUAGCACAACAGAGCCCGAGUUUACGACACGAAACAACCGAGGAGGAGAAGCUAUCCGAAGAGAGCGCGGCUACUGAACUGAUGAAUGCUACAAUUCUGCGCUCACCGUCCAUGCGAGCCCAGAAUAAAACAGACGGAGCUGUACCUGCAAUCGCAAAUCGGGAUAGGAAUAACAAGACAAACCCAAAGUCAGCCGUGAGCACGAGAGCGAAUCGUUUGAGUGUAGAUGAUGGCGGCACAGGUGCUCUGGAGUCAGGCAAAGGUAUCGCAAAAGACAACAAGGGUAAUGGAAGGAAAGACAGCAACGCAGGUACGAAUGAGAAGCCGGCGGCCAACAAGAAGAAACCCGACCGAAACCGCAACAACAGUGUGUCGGAAGACCCCGCAAGCAAGGGUGCAGCGAUUGUGAGGGGUGCUACUAAGAAUAAAGACAGGAAAAGCGGCGACAACACCGCGCAAACACCAAUUGUACGCGGGAAGGGGGAAGUAAAGGGGGACAAGGUCGGAAAGCCCAAGCCAGGCGCGCAGAACUCUACCACCAAUACCACCAGCGGGAAUGGGGGUGCAAGCGUAAACGUGAAAGAGGGUAAAGGUCGGAACAAGAACACUAGAGCGUCCGCCGACGACGUGAAGAGCAAGCACGCAGGCGACACAGCGCCAAGCGGCAAGGCCGGUAUAGACAGUGACAAGCACACAGGUGCCCCGAGAGGCGCUGGUGCCUCGGGAAAGACUGGGGGAUCUGCCGUUGCUGUUGUUAUGGAAACGAACAUAGUCGGUGAAGUCAAAAGUGUGAGUACGGAAGCGAAGGGCGACGAUACAGGUGACGUUCCGGCAGCGAUCCCUGCAUUGGCUACGACACAAUCGCCUGCUGCGGGAGACAAAGACGAGACAUCAUUGAAACAGGCGCAGCUACACGCGCAACAGCUGGCCUCGGAAUCGAUUGCGAGGCAACAACAACAACAACAAUUACAGCACCAGUAUCAACAGCAUCAGUAUGCAUCGCAGCAACAGCAACAUCAGGUGUACAGCGGCCAGCAGCAGCAACAACAGCGACCUGUCUUGGAACCUUACAGCCCUACUGGUGGUUCUUCUCCGUAUGGGAACGUCUUCAUGCCGUUUAUGUACCAACCGUUUGUUAGUCAGUACGGGCUGAACAACUACUCGCAUCAGCACCACCAACAAAUGCACAGCAAUGUGAAUGUCCAUGGACAUCCCUUGCAACACAGUGGGCAGGUACACACGCUCGAUGCACACGCGCACCCAAGCUUGGGUCUGGGCCUGGGGCCUAGCGGGUAUGUGAGUGUCAACAAUACAAUAAAUUCACAAGUGCAAGGGAUGCCCACAGGCUUCACAACAACGACUGAUGGCACUGCUGUGGUCGAGGGCUGGAGAUCAACUGUCCCGGGCGAGUCUAUAGGAGCUCAACCACAUGCCAAUACGGACCUGAAUGCACUCGGCGGAAACGUACAGCAACAGGUAGGUACAGCCGAUGGCAAGGAUGUCACUACUACUUUCGGGACGAAGAAAUUUGCCAGGGGCCACGCAAGUGUACUUGAUCCCACCCAAUUGGCUGGACGCCAUGCACAGUUGGACUCACAGACCGUAAGCGAUAUCUCCUCAGCCGGAAAUUCCGCACUGGCAGCCAAUGACUCUAGUAGGCGGAAGGGUAAAGGAAAGAAUAGUAAGUCCGCAAGUGCGAAUGUUGCGGCGAAAGCAGAGAACGGUGCGACGGUGGCAGACAGCAGUCCGCGAAGUGCGGGUAAUGUCAUAGCUGUUGAGGGGGUCAGUGAUGACCUUGGACAACAGGCUCUGUUGCUCAUGCAGCAGCAGCACCAACAACAGCAACAGCUUUUGCUGCAAGCACGGCAAGCCCAAGCACAUGCUCAGUAUGGAGCGAGUGUUGGUCUGGGUGAGGGAGCCGAUGUUUAUAGGCAGCUACCGUCUCAAGUACAGCAACAGCAACAGCAGCAACAACCAACUUAUGGGUUGGGCUGGCAGCAGCAGAUGGAGUUUGCCCGUCAGUUACAGGCACAGCAGAGUAUGGCGCACUCCUGGGCCCAGCAACAGGCGCAGGUGCGAGCACAAGCCUUGGCACAGCACCAACACCAACUGCAGCAGCAGCAAAGGGGUUCCACAGACGUGGACAGUGUCUCCGCAAACGAGAGUGUGGCCCCGGGUCGCAUCUCUCCUGCGAUAGCCCCGGGUGCGAAUGCCAAUACCGCGCUGCCUGCAACAGAAGUCAAUAGUGCUGCCAGCAGAGCCAUCCCCAUCUCGGGGUCAGAUGCACGGUUGGUAAUGAAUAGCUCCAGAAACAUGCACGGGGUAUCCGGCGCUGUGGACAUGAUGAGUGCAGGUAAGCAUGCACGCGAUGUCCCUGGUUCCGCCAUCUCUAUGGCGGCGUAUGUAAACGCUGCACCCUUCUCCCCAUCGUUGACUACCGGGUUUGGUGCGCCGGCUGUGCACCAGAAUUCUGAUACAGGUGCAGACCCCGACGCCGAUCGUCAGGGACCUGUGCUAGGCGCAAACGGUGGCGGUAAGGAUGGAGUUGUCGGUGGAGUUGGUAUGAAUGCGAAUGCGCAGAUGAAGAAGAACGCCAAGGGUGGUGGUAUAGGCAGUGUAGAUCCAACAAGCGCCGAAGCUGUGUCCGCUUUGUUGGCCCAGAGUCCCGCUGGUUUGAAUGUAGGUGCGUCCAUGUACCCUGGCAGUGCCACUGCGGCCAGUGGCGCUUUAGAACUGGAGGAUGGGACAAGGGGGGCCUCGCGUCAGCAGCAGCAGCAGCAACAGGAUAUGCAACAGCUGCAACGGAGAGAGCAACAGCAGCAGCAGAGUUAUGCACGUGGAGGUGUGGGAACUGUGAAUCCAUAUAGUCCACAGUCCAACACCACCAAGCAGCAGCAACAGCUACAGAAUGCUGAUAGGCAUAUAGCCACCCAACGUCAGCAGCAGCAGAAGGGUAGUCUGGGAGGGUAUGAUCGAUAUCACGAUGAGUUUCAUGGCGCUGGCAUGGGUGCCAAUCAUGGUGCACAGAUGACACACGCGAAGUCUGGGCAUGGAGACGUAUCUAAAUCGUCGAAUGGUGGUACACCACUGGUUGGUACUGCAGGUAGUAGAGCGGACGGACAGCAAACGGUGAAAAAUGGCCUCAGCAAUGCCACAACGGGCCAAAACUCGGCUGCUAAGGCCAAUAGCUCGCCUACGAACGCAGAACUCACACACCAAUUGCAGGUAGAAGCCUCGCAGCAAUAUCAGAUGCAACGGCAAUUGACUGCAUUGCAAAAUCAGCAUCAAUACCAACGGGCGCAGUUGGAGAUCCAACAACAGUCACCUAGUCUAUCCACCUAUCAAGCUGGCUUCCAACAGGAGCAGCUGUUGCAACGGCAACAACAGGAGAUUGAUCAGAUCAAAUACACACAGUACACUCAGUUCAGACACCAGCAAGCCCAGGCACACGCCCAAGCAGUGGCCCAAGCCGAGGCACAUGCUCAAGCACAGGGUAUGGGUGGAGUCAGUACCUCUCCUCAACAAGCGCGUCAAUUGCAUCAGUCGCAGCAGCAACUGCAGAAACAGACGCAACAGCAAGCACAGACCCAACAACGCUCUCAGUUGCAACAAUUGCAGCAACAGGGUCAGCAGGACUUCAACGCUCGUCAGCGAGCAGAGGCCGCCAAGCAGCACCAGCAGCAACAGCAGCAGUACCAGCAGAAUAAGAUGCGAUCGUUAGCCAUGAGCGAGCAGGCCCAGGCACUGAAUCUCACUCAAGGUCGUGCUGAUGCGAAGGGCGAUGCGGGAUACAGCAACCAACGCGGUUCUAAAGAGGCAAUCACCAAGUCGCAGCAGAGAGUCGUAUCACAACGACCACAGCAGGAGAUAUACCAGGCGCCGCAACAUCAGAACACACAAGCUCAGCUAGCUCACCAGCCGUUUCAGACGGCGCAAUCGGAUUCGCGAUCGAGCGGAAAGAAAGCCAAUGCCGGGUCGCGUGCGGAUGUGGCCGUUGCACCGAGAAGGGAGAGGGAUGGCGACAAACCUAAGAAUGCAACUCCUGCAGUUAAGGGUAAAAAGCAGUCGCACAAGCAAGAGGGCCAUGCCAAGCAAUUUGACAACGAGGACGAUGGCAGCAGUAGCGGUGUCAACUCCAAAGAGAAGCCGCAGACGAAGCGUGGAGUGAAUCUGAACAAUGGAGCGGACACAUCCGGUGCAACACCGAAACAGAAGGAGACUGAACAGGGUGACUCAAAGGAGAAUGCAGGUGAACAGCAGCUUGGCUCCCAAAACAAGAAACCGUUACUGUCUGCCUCUGGUGAGACACUAACGCAUGGAAACACUGGCAAGUCUGGUAGUGGUACUCAGCGAGCUGGAAUUCCUCAUACCAAAGCGUCUGGUCGGGGGAGUAAGACCCGUUCACGCGGUGGCAUGAGUGAUAGCAAGCGAUCACAGGAAAAGAGCGCAGCUGCGUGCACCAACACGGGCGAAGAUGAGGCUCUUAGUAAAUCUGGUGCCGGGACUAAAGCAGCUGGCACCUCUAUGGGUGGUGGAUUCACAUCGAGAAAGGGUAGUAAGGGCUCGAACACCAAUCGCAAUAACAGGAGUACCGGAACUCCGGACUCUUCAAACGUGAGCAUUUCAGAUACCGGUGCUGCUACACCUGCUGGCAGUAGUGCUAGUGCUUCGCAGAGGGAGAAGGGGCACCAUGGUAACGCGAAACGACAGGCACGUAAUUCAACACCCACACGCGGUGGGAAAACAUCACGUGGCGGCGGCUCGAAACGGAAUAGUACGACGAAUUCGGAAGUUAAAUCGUCUUCUACGGCAGAUAGUACUCAAAUGUCUACUGGCGAAGGCAAGGAAAAGUCAAGGGACACCGAAAAUUAAACGAACUUUGUGCAUCUCACACCUACUCGCACCUAUCGUUGAUGAACCAUGCGGAAUGUGUAAGAAAGGAGGAGUUGUUAUAUGACGCACACCAGUGAGUUAUUGAAUACAAUGAUGUCGUUCUCAG